CCCCACCUCACUCCUCUUUCCAUUUUCUUUCAGAGUUACGAUAGAUAGACAUCUUUAAGUGGCAAUAUACUCCUCGAUACUCACACAAAAAUCAGAUACGUGAUCAUGUGGACUCUACACAAACACACUUUCUCUUUUAUCUUCUCUUCUUUCUUCCUAGUGCAUGAGGUGUACAUGAGUGUAUGGAAAUAAAGGGUGUGUAUCUAACAUUUUUCUUUCAAACAAAACCUCCUCUUGUAUAUUGCAUUGCAUUACCACACCAGAUAGUACACACAUCCAUCAUUCAUUCUAGUUCCACCAAAACCAUAACCUCUUGUUGUAUUGUGUGUUCUGUAUGCAACUGAGAACAUCAUCAAACUAAGCUGGGAACCACGCACGCGCUCCUGUACUUUACUGAACUGCAUGCUCUCUAAUCUAUUGAUCAAGCAAACCAACUCAAAAUCUUUGCAACACACACAUCACUACAACCAUUAACAAGGUUUUUGGACAUCUAUGUUUGUAGGAAUGCAGUUAGUGAGUAUCAAUGUUUGUAGAAACUUGGUGCUCCAUAAAUUUCUAAGGCUGUCAUUUCUCUAGGUGACCACUUCUCAACUUUUUGGAAAAUUAGUGUAACAACUUGUUACCAACAAUAGGUUUAUUUGGGUUAUCUUUGACUGUGGAUAGUGUUAUUAGCUCUUCUUCAAAAUGGGCUGUGUGUUAUCAAGUAUUGAUGAGGAUGGAAGGGUUGGCAUAUGCAAGGAAAGGAAGAAGGUAAUCAAACAGUUAGUUUGUAAUAGAGAGGAGUUUUCUGAUGCCUUAUUAGCUUAUUUGAAAGCGUUGAGGAACACCGGUGCCACACUUAGGCAGUUCACCGAGUCCGAUACAUUAGAAUUGGACUUUGCCUCUACUGGCCUGCCUGAAGCCCCGCCUUCCCCGCCACCUGAUUUGCUACCUCCACCGCUGCCUCCUUUUCUUGCUGAAAAGAGUUCUAUGCACAUUGGCGAAGCUGAAAUACUAGAGAAUGAUGGCACUGGCAACUUUGUUCAUAUGCUGCAAAUUGACCAAGGUUUGAGCUCGUCGUUGCUAUUUCAACCUGUGGAUAAAGUAGAAGCUGUAGAGUCGUUUGAGGAGGAGAAUUGGGAAGAAACCAAAACUGAAUUUGAGGAUGAAGUCCAAGAUUCAGAAGCUGAUGUAAGUGUGGGAAGAUCACGUAGCGGGAAGCAACCGGUCAAAGAACCAGUUGAUGAUAGUUCCUCUGCUAUUACUUUGUUUAGAAAAGAAACUCAUGUUACUAAAGCUAUGCCCGUGGUGAUUGGUAGAAGUGGGAGAUCAUUGGAGGGUAUAGUUAAAGAGUUAGACGAUCAUUUCCUGAAAGCAUCAGCGUGUAUAAAGGAAAUCGCUGUUCUUAUUGAUAUCAGCAGCGGAGAUACUCUUCUUCGGCAAAAUUCUGGUCGUCAUCCAAGCAAGAGAACCAAUUCUGCAAGGGUAUUUAGCGUACUAUCAUGGAGUAGGCACACUAAGUCAUCCACGUUCACCAAAGAUGACGCUGAGUUUUCUAGUCCUAGUGAACCAUGCAGGCCGGGAGCUCAUUGUGCCACACUUAAAAAAUUAUAUGCGGCAGAGAAGAAACUUUACAAGGCAGUAAAGGAGGAGGGAAUUACCAAAUUGGAGUUUGAGAGGAAGUCAUUGUCAUUGAAAAAACAAGAGGAUGAGAACCUUGAUUUGGUUAAAAUUGACAAAAUUCGAUCAAAUGUUGAGAAAUUGGAGUCUGAUUUGAUAAGCCUGCGGCAGUGCAUCAGUGAAACAACUUCAUCCAUUUUGGAACUUAUAGAUGAAGAGCUUUUACCCCAGUUGGUUGCAUUAACUGCCGGGUUGUCACAAAUGUGGAGGAUAAUGCAUGGAUGUCAUCAGUCACAGGCACUGAUCUCCCAGCAGCUGAGUAACCUCGGUGAUAACCAUAAUACAAUUCUAAAUUCUGAAUAUCAUCAUCAAGCUACAAUUCAGUUUGAAAGUGAGGCUUCUUAUUGGUAUAACAGCUUCUGUAAACUUGUAAAAUCGCAACAAGAGUAUGUAAGGACCCUCAGUAAGUGGAUUCAGCUUACCAACUGCUUAAGGGAUGGUCAUGAAAGCAGCAACCACUCUUCUAUUCGCACCAUUUGUGAACAGUGGGAGCUUGGGCUUGAUGGAUUACCUGAUAAGGAGGUGGCUGAUGCAAUAAAAAACCUUCUAUUAUCCAUACGUUCCAUAAUUGCUCAACAGGCCGAGGAAGAUAACAUUCUGAAAAAGUUGGAAAAACUUGAAAGAAAGUUGCAAAGGUGCUCGACGUCCCUGGCCGAGAUGCAGAGAAAAAUUGAAUUAAACUUUGAAGAUGAUGGUGAUGAAGGUAAUAUAAGCCCAAGGCAUCCGCUAUUUCAUAAAAAAGCGGAAACAGAAGCCUUAAAGAAGCAAGUGGAAAGUGUGAAAGCAGAUUAUUUGGAUUCUGUUCAGUAUAGUAGAACCAUGACCCUUGAUAACCUCAGAACUAGACUUCCACAUCUCUUCGUGUCACUGAUGGAAUUUUCAAGUGCUUCCUCUCAAGCAAUUGAGGCUAUUAAUUCUCAGUCAAGCCAAUAGAAUGCAAUGACUUUGCAUCACAAAACUUGUUCAUUUUGUGGUGCUUUAGAUGGUAGUUAGUCUGCUUGUGCUUCAUGCUGAUAUGAGCACAAAAUACAUAAGAUAUGGUGUAAAUUGUGUUUAUGAAUGUUUGUAUACUGAAACAAAAUUGUGUCUAGCCAUUCUUUUGGCAUAGAAAUAUUUCUAUUUUUAAAAUUUCA
Medicago truncatula (barrel medic) is the source of this 2792-nucleotide messenger RNA. Its product is annotated as protein ALTERED PHOSPHATE STARVATION RESPONSE 1. Bases 685 to 2592 code for a protein of 635 amino acids. Lineage: Eukaryota; Viridiplantae; Streptophyta; Magnoliopsida; Fabales; Fabaceae. The record is from RefSeq and is a predicted model, not a curated record. The transcript has 6 exons.